AUGAAUACGGUCAAGGAGAUCAACAGGAUCAACGAAAGAGAGCUGGAACUGGGAGUAAAAGGCUCGUGGCAUGAUGAAUACAAAGACUCGGCGUAUAUAUAUAUCGGCGGACUGGCAUUCGAAUUGACAGAAGGCGAUGUAAUCGCCAUCUUCUCGCAAUUCGGCGAGAUCAUGGACUGCAACCUCAUCCGCGACAAAGAAACCGGCAAAUCCCGCGGAUUCUGUUUCUUGAUGUAUGAAGACCAGCGAAGCACGGUGUUGGCUGUUGAUAAUAUGAAUGGAGCUCAGGUUGUCGGGCGUACGCUUCGAGUGGACCAUACGAAGAAUUACAAGCAGCCUGGAAAGAGGAAUGAAGAAGGAGAGUAUGAAGAGCCGGAAGGACCGGUCUAUAAUGCUAUGCCUCCUAUCCUGUCUGACUCGGACGACUCGUCAGAAGAAGAGGAAGCUCAAGACUCGUUGGACGAAGAAGACCCCAUGGCCGCCUUCAUCCGUGCUGAAAAGAAGGCACAAAAAGCGCUCAAGGGCAAGGGCAAAGAUGGAAAGAAGAGGAAACAUGAGGGAGAGAGCAAAGAAGAGCGUCGGGCGAGGAAGGAGGCCAAGCGGGCGAAAAAGGAAGGAAAGGGCAAGAAAUCUGGUCAUAAAGAGAGGGGUGAUGAGAGGGAGGACAAGAAGGGUGGGAGGGAAGAGAGGGGAGGCAAGCGGGAGGACGACGGGUUUUGGUCGAAAGGAGCUGCUGCGGAUGACUGGCGUCAAGGCCGGUGGGAGCUCGAACGAGAGGAGCGAAAUGGUGGUUCCCGGGCUCGAGGCGACGAGCCUCCGUCUCGAAGCCAUGGUCGCGAGCCAGAAAGGGAUGAGCGUGACAGGAGGCCGGAAAGAGAUGAGCGGGAUAGACGCGAUGAGCGUGAGCGUGACAGUAGGCAUGGUCGGGACGAUGGGCACAGAAGAGAUGACGGGGAUAGAUACAGGGACGAAAGGCGGUAUGACAGGAGGUGA
This is a messenger RNA of Cryptococcus amylolentus CBS 6039, 993 nucleotides long. RefSeq lists its product as hypothetical. Gene Ontology annotation, cellular component: U2 snRNP; catalytic step 2 spliceosome; precatalytic spliceosome. The transcript has 6 exons. The coding region runs from base 1 to 993 and encodes 330 amino acids. Gene Ontology annotation, molecular function: RNA binding. The record is from RefSeq and is a predicted model, not a curated record. Lineage: Eukaryota; Fungi; Basidiomycota; Tremellomycetes; Tremellales; Cryptococcaceae. Gene Ontology annotation, biological process: mRNA splicing, via spliceosome.